AUGGAACUUUUGGGAAGCGGCAAGUGCGUCGGUAUUGGACUCCUGCUGGUCGGUUUCCUGCUGGCGCAGAUCGGCUCAGGCAGCGCGUUCCUCACCGUGAAUCACGUCGUCACCGAGCGCAUCUCCAAUCAGACGGAUUUCGUUAACAACGUGCUCAGUGACGAGUUGCCGCUGCGGAUCGUGGAGUACUCGCAGUACGUGUACGAUUGGGACCGGGACACGUUGAAAGUCAACGGAAAGUGGGUUUUAAAUUCACCCAACGACGACUACCUGUACUUCGUGGAGUACAGCCAGAAAAUUGACAAAUCGACCGGGUUUAAGGAGAUACUGGCAAACCUGCAGGAGAAACAGCUGAUCACCGAUAUCCGACGGGUGGAGCGGGUCAAACCACAAAGUUUCCACUUCGAGAAGACGAUUUUCUUCGGCAAAAAGUAA
Anopheles nili is the source of this 435-nucleotide messenger RNA. RefSeq lists its product as uncharacterized. The transcript is spliced from 3 exons. Lineage: Eukaryota; Metazoa; Arthropoda; Insecta; Diptera; Culicidae. The record is from RefSeq and is a predicted model, not a curated record. The coding region runs from base 1 to 435 and encodes 144 amino acids.